This is a messenger RNA of Penaeus vannamei (Pacific white shrimp), 716 nucleotides long. The record is from RefSeq and is a predicted model, not a curated record. Lineage: Eukaryota; Metazoa; Arthropoda; Malacostraca; Decapoda; Penaeidae.
AGUCAUAGGAAACUGUAGUACUACACCUCUUGGCGCCGGAAAAAAGGCCUUAGAUGUGCCCAGUUAACUCGCCUCUAGCCAAUCAGAACGCUAGUUGGCGCCUUUCGAUGUUAUGAUUGGCUACUUGCUGAGAAAAGGCGAGAACCUGUCACCUCCAGGGUGGUGCGGCCACGAGCAGCUGAUUUCAGAGGUCUUGAGAUGUCAGCCCAGUGAUGAUGUCAGCCUCGAGGUGAUGUCAGCGUGAUAGUGGUGUUCGCAGGACUCUUUUUCGGUCACCAGGAGUGUCAGGUGUCAUCAUGGAGGAGCCAGGAGACUCAGGAGAGGAGAAAAAUGCGGUCGAGGUACUGCAGGCCAAAGUCUCGGAGUUAAUGGAACGGGAGCGUAAAUUAUUGGAAGAACAUACGCGACAGGAGGCAGACUUUGGACUCCGUAGGGCCAAACUUAAGGAACUCUAUCUUCAGAAAGAAGAGGAGUUGAGACUGCAGUCUGAUCAUACUAGAGCAGUUGAGGUGGAACUAGAGGUGCUACGUGCUCAGGUGCGAGAGCUGCAGGAAGAACUGGAGGAGGCUCGCAGUGCAGUCACAAUUGCACAAUGUACAGCUGAAAAUGACAUUGCUGUAGAACAACGUAAAUGUCAGGAGGAAAUAGCCACAGUCCAACAGCUCAUGAAAGGUGAGUGUUCAGCCUUGUGCAGAGUUUGACUUAAUUGCACUUCA